This is a messenger RNA of Sclerotinia sclerotiorum 1980 UF-70, 1737 nucleotides long. RefSeq lists its product as hypothetical. The record is from RefSeq and is a predicted model, not a curated record. Bases 1 to 1737 code for a protein of 578 amino acids. The transcript has 3 exons. Gene Ontology annotation, molecular function: DNA replication origin binding. Lineage: Eukaryota; Fungi; Ascomycota; Leotiomycetes; Helotiales; Sclerotiniaceae.
AUGCUCCCAGUCCUUAAUGUUCCUGCAAUGAUCUCUGAACCUACAAAACGUCGAUUGGAGAGUAAAUAUGCCCCAAUUGCACCUCAAGGAGGUGAACAAUAUAUUCAAGCUCACAGUCAAGCAUCAUGUUCAAAUGCUCAUGAUAGGGUGAUGCCUGAGCAUCAGGUACAAUCUUCAUCAUUGGGGAAUUUAGCUCCAAAUCAGCAGAAUUCUCGAACUCUACCUUCGAGAGAAGUUACAGACGAGAAUUUUGACGAUGCCUACGUAGGCUUCAUCAUGUACUGCAAUCCUACUGUGGCAGCAGACACAGAUACUGCUGAACUCAGGCGAAUAUUCCGGGCGCCCCCAAAAAGUGAUAACAAGAGUUUCAGCACUUUUAUAUUAUUCGAAUUGAUUCGUAAAUUAGAGAACAAGGAGAUUAAAACAUGGGCACAACUGGCAAUAGACCUAGGAGUUGAGCCUCCUGCUUUGGAGAAAGGUCAAAGUGCUCAGAAGGUACAACAGUAUGCGGUUAGGCUCAAGCGAUGGUUGCAUGCAAUGCAUGUUGAUGCUUUCUUUGAAUAUUUAUUGAAUAAACCCCAUGUAUAUUGGACGCAAGUACCACCACCUAAUGAACCACCAUCUGAGCUUGGCCGAGAUGGGGUUACUGCUGAUGAAGAUUUGGCUCUUCGUGCUUUGCUUCCAGAGACAAGGCCUAAGCGCGGGAGAAAGAAGGCUGAAGACAGGGAGGAUGAUGACAUGGGAAGAUCACCGUCUCAGCGUCCUCGUUUACAUUCGCCUACUUUGUCCGAAGAAUUUAUGAUUACUAGAGCUUCUUUGCAUCCAGAUAGUGCUACUUCAGCGACAGCAACUUCUUCAUUUCAGCAAGGCUUUGAUUCCCGAUUGAGUCCAUGGUCUGCAACAGAAGUUCGAGGUUCUUUAGUGGAUAAUUUUAGAUGGGGUGCUCCACCCGAAAGUGCAACUCCUCUAUCAGCUUAUCCACAAUCGGCUCUUACACCCUCAACCAGAACACAUCUUUGGCCGGAUAGUAAUGAACCUCAGUCUGCUACAACGCCAAAUAAAUCACGAUCUAGACGUCGUCAUGGUCCUGCGGUAUCAUCAGCAUGGCCAAGCAAUGGUAGUACAUCGGCUGGAAAAUUACGGGGCAGACCACCGAGCAAUCGUUCUGUUACUGAUGGCCCUUUCUCGACUUUCCCUGCCAAUCCUGGUUCUAUAAGGGACACACCAAGUGCUACACCUACAGUAGCAGAUUCUGAAAUUCCAAAUUUCUUUCCCGCGGGCGUCGAAGCCAAUCCACCUGUUAGCAAUCCACAUGUUAGCAAUCCACAUGUUAGCAAUCCACAUGUUAGCAAUCCACAUGUUAGCAAUCCACAAACUCAAAAUUCUAGACCAAAUCGACUUUCACUGCAAGUCCCACAAAGAAAAGGUGGCAAUGUUCGAUUAGCGACACCACCACCACCUGUCGUACUCCUCAAUGGUGAGGCCGAUACGAAUAUGCAGCAUGAUUUAAUGAGCCAAUCUCAACAAACAUCGUUAAUGGAGUACUUCAACAACCCCAUCAACGGACCUUCGGACCCUAGCUUUGAACACUUUGUUAGCAUAGCAUUUCGUCAAAACGAAGAUUUUGAUCGCACCAACAUCGAUGCUCUAGAGUCUCACUUUAUAGGCGAAAUCCUUGUCGCCGAAUGCGCUAGCAGGCGGUCCAUUGAUGACGCGUCUUCGCGUUACAAGGAUUGA